This is a messenger RNA of Strongyloides ratti, 1251 nucleotides long. RefSeq names its product Cystathionine gamma-lyase. Gene Ontology annotation, cellular component: cytoplasm. The record is from RefSeq and is a predicted model, not a curated record. Gene Ontology annotation, biological process: transsulfuration. Bases 1 to 1251 code for a protein of 416 amino acids. The transcript is spliced from 3 exons. NCBI's taxonomy places the organism in Eukaryota, Metazoa, Nematoda, Chromadorea, Rhabditida, Strongyloididae. Gene Ontology annotation, molecular function: pyridoxal phosphate binding; cystathionine gamma-lyase activity.
AUGCUGAAAAAUUGUUUAAAUAAAUUCUUAUCUUUUAACAGUACUAAAAGGUUACAAUUUCUCAUAACACAUUAUAGUAUGUCUUUUGAAGGAUUUGGUACUGCUGCUAUUCAUGUUGGUCAAGAACCAGAAAAAUGGGAUAUGAUGCAAGUUGUACCACCAAUUUCUCUUUCAUCAACUUUUAAACAACCAAGACCUGCUGAACCUAAAGGACAUGACUAUUCAAGAGCUGGUAACCCAACUAGGGAUGUUCUUCAAGAAUGCCUUGCUGCACUUGAAGGAGCAAAAAAAUGUUACACAUUUGCUUCUGGACUUGGAGCUACUAUGUCAUUAGCUAAUAUUCUUAAAUCUGGUGAUCAUAUUAUAUGUUCAGAUGAUGUAUAUGGAGGUACUAAUAGAUAUUUUAAAAGAGUAUCUGUACCAAAACAUGGAAUUGAACUUUCAAUGGUUGAUUUAACAAAUUAUGAUGAACUCAAAAAUUCAUUUAAAGAGAAUACAAGAAUGGUAUGGUUUGAAUCACCAUCUAAUCCAUGUCUUAAAGUUGUUGAUAUUGCUGAAGUUGUUAAAGUAGUUAAAGCUUUCAACAAAGAUAUUAUUGUUGUUGUUGAUUCUACUUUCCUUACACCAUAUUUUCAAAGACCACUUUCACUUGGAGCUGAUGUUGUUAUUCAUUCAAUUACAAAAUAUUUAAAUGGUCAUUCUGAUGUUGUUAUGGGAUGUGUUAUGACAAAUGAUGAUAAGAUUGCAGAACAUCUUUUCUUUAUGCAACUUGCUGUUGGAGCUGUUCCAUCACCAUUUGAUUGUUUCCUUGUUAAUAGAGGUCUCAAAACUCUUCAUCUUAGAAUGAAAUGUCAUCAAGAAAAUGGAUUGGCUGUUGCUAGAUAUUUAGAAUCUGAUCCAAGAGUAAGAAGAGUUCUUUAUCCUGCUCUUCCUUCUCAUCCACAACAUGAAAUUCAUAAAAAACAAACAACUGGAAUGUCUGGAAUGCUUAGUUUUUAUUUAAAAGGAGGACUUGUUGAAUCGAAGAAAUUUUUAGAAGCACUUAAAAUAUUUACAUUAGCAGAAUCUCUUGGAGGAUAUGAAAGUUUAGCUGAGUUACCAGUUAUCAUGACACAUGCUUCUGUACCAGAAGAAGAACGUAAUAAACUUGGAAUUGAUGAAUCACUUAUUAGACUUUCAGUUGGUUGUGAAGAUGUUGAAGAUUUAAUUAAAGAUCUUGAUAAUGCUCUUACUGCUGCCUUAUCAUGUUAA